CAGUCAAACAGACGGAGCUACAAACGCAAUUGGAACUUCGGCUCUAAGUGUGGUCAUGUUUCUCCAGUAUUACCUCAAUGAGGAAGGAGAUCGGGUCUAUACACUGAAGAAAUUUGACCCUAUGGGACAACAGACCUGUUCGGCCCACCCUGCUCGGUUCUCCCCGGACGACAAAUACUCGCGACAUCGAAUCACCAUCAAGAAACGAUUCAAAGUGCUCAUGACCCAGCAACCGCGGCCUGUCCUCUAAGGGUCCCUUAAAUUUCAUGUUUUUUCUGCCUCCUGCUACCCCUCGGAGACUCCAUAACCAAAUUCGAUCUGUCCGUCAUGAAGUCAUUUUUCCAGCCGUGCUCUUUAGAGUCCACGCUCUCCAUGGUCUAUGAUCAUGCUCGUGUGCGGCAGUCACGGUGGCAUCUCCUAGAAAGGGAACAAGUUUGACUCUUCCCCCCCCCCAUUUGAGACUUCUGCCAAGUUAUUAAAGAUAAAAUGAUUUGAAA
This is a messenger RNA of Otolemur garnettii (small-eared galago), 497 nucleotides long. RefSeq names its product NOP10 ribonucleoprotein (gene NOP10). The record is from RefSeq and is a predicted model, not a curated record. The transcript has 2 exons. Gene Ontology annotation, biological process: snRNA pseudouridine synthesis; positive regulation of telomerase RNA localization to Cajal body; ribosome biogenesis. NCBI's taxonomy places the organism in Eukaryota, Metazoa, Chordata, Mammalia, Primates, Galagidae. Gene Ontology annotation, molecular function: box H/ACA snoRNA binding; telomerase RNA binding. Bases 56 to 250 code for a protein of 64 amino acids. Gene Ontology annotation, cellular component: box H/ACA snoRNP complex; box H/ACA telomerase RNP complex.